Pyrus x bretschneideri (Chinese white pear) is the source of this 1754-nucleotide messenger RNA. RefSeq names its product omega-3 fatty acid desaturase, chloroplastic. Lineage: Eukaryota; Viridiplantae; Streptophyta; Magnoliopsida; Rosales; Rosaceae. Bases 153 to 1481 code for a protein of 442 amino acids. The transcript has 8 exons. The record is from RefSeq and is a predicted model, not a curated record. Gene Ontology annotation, biological process: lipid metabolic process. Gene Ontology annotation, molecular function: oxidoreductase activity, acting on paired donors, with oxidation of a pair of donors resulting in the reduction of molecular oxygen to two molecules of water.
UUGUAUUUGGACGUGGAGGAGGGAGGCCCUUAUGUUAUCCUCCUCGUCCUACUUUUUAUGACCGAUUAGUUCCACUUCCACUCUCCAUUCCGCCAUCCAAUCCGACCUGAAAGCUCAAAUCUUUCUGCAUUUUUCCCCUCUGGGUCUCUCCAAUGGCGACUUGGGUCCUCUCAGAAUGCACCCUAAAACCUCUCCCUAAAUCCUACCCACAUCCCAGAAACGCCCUCCCGUCAAAACCCACCGUUCCUUCCUCCCUCCGGCCGUUUCCAACCUCAAAAAGCACCAAUCUUUUUCGGUUCAGAGAGGCAAAAUGGUCACUCAAUGUGAGUGCCCCAUUGCGGGUCCCAUCCGUGGACGGGGAAGAUAAUGGGAGAGGGAGCACACAUGGGGUUGGAGACGGUGGUGGAUUCGACCCUGGUGCCCCUCCCCCCUUCAAUUUGGGUGACAUCAGGGCUGCCAUUCCGAAGCAUUGCUGGGUUAAGGACCCCUGGAGAUCUAUGAGCUAUGUGGUCAGAGAUGUGGCGGUGGUUUUUGGGAUGGCGGCUGUUGCAGCUUACUUUAACAAUUGGGUUGUUUGGCCUCUCUACUGGGUUGCUCAGGGCACCAUGUUCUGGGCUCUCUUUGUUCUUGGACAUGAUUGUGGCCACGGAAGCUUCUCGAAUAAUCCGAAGCUGAAUAGCUUGGUCGGUCAUCUUCUUCAUUCUUCAAUCCUUGUCCCAUACCAUGGAUGGAGAAUUAGCCACAGAACUCAUCAUCAGAACCAUGGACACGUCGAAAACGAUGAGUCUUGGCAUCCGUUGCCUGAGAAAAUUUACAAGAGCUUAGAUAAGAUGACUCAGAUAUUUAGGUUCACCUUGCCAUUCCCCAUGCUUGCUUAUCCUUUCUAUCUGUGGAAUCGAAGUCCGGGAAAGAAUGGGUCUCACUACAAUCCAAACAGCGAACUGUUUCUCCCGAAUGAAAGGAAAGAUAUCAUUACUUCCACUGCCAGUUGGACAGCAAUGGCUGCGCUGCUAGUCGGUCUGUCUUUCACAAUGGGUCCUGUCCAAGUGCUUAAGCUCUACGGUGUUCCAUACUGGAUGUUUGUCUUGUGGUUGGACUUAGUGACUUACUUGCAUCACCACGGCCAUGAGGACAAGCUUCCAUGGUACCGUGGGAAGGAAUGGAGUUACCUAAGAGGAGGAUUGACAACCAUCGAUCGCGAUUACGGUUGGAUCAACAACAUCCAUCAUGAUAUCGGGACUCAUGUUAUACAUCAUCUCUUCCCUCAAAUCCCACAUUACAACUUAAUAGAAGCAACAGAGGCAGCUAAGCCUGUGCUUGGGAAGUACUACAGAGAACCGAAGAAAUCGGGGCCUCUCCCACUUCACUUACUGGGAGUCCUUGUAAGAAGCUUUAAACAAGAUCAUUACGUGAGUGAUACAGGGGAUGUUGUAUAUUAUCAAACAGAUAAGGAACUCGCCGGAUCAGCAGUCCCAGAAUGAAGCCGUGAAGUCAUAGGUACAACGAUCGAAGCGUUACAGCGUACCAAAGGAUUAAAUUCUUUCUGACCACCUUGCUUUAACCCCCGGACAGUUUCUGGCUCUGCAUUACUAGUCUGCCUUUGGCAGCCAUUCUUUUUCUUAAUAUACUGUGUAUUAAGAGAACUAGGUGCCUUGCAUAGAUACAUUGCAGGCUGUUGAAUUGUAACACGUUGGAAUAUGUAUAGUGAAGUAUAAUGAUUUGAAUGAAAAGGGUUGAGUCUUGAAAUUUCCAAA